Gongylonema pulchrum is the source of this 135-nucleotide messenger RNA. The record is from the annotation of a GenBank genome assembly. NCBI's taxonomy places the organism in Eukaryota, Metazoa, Nematoda, Chromadorea, Rhabditida, Gongylonematidae.
GAAACUAUUGAUCCGGUACUUCAGGAAAAGCAUCGUAUGGGUGAGCAGUUGAAGACGAAAGGUACUGCUGCUCAGCGUCCAUCCGUGAGCUCUUCAAACUCUGCGGACGCCCAGUAUUGGCAUGGCAAAACAUAG